This is a messenger RNA of Pocillopora damicornis (cauliflower coral), 940 nucleotides long. RefSeq names its product ADP-ribosylation factor 3 pseudogene. The record is from RefSeq and is a predicted model, not a curated record. NCBI's taxonomy places the organism in Eukaryota, Metazoa, Cnidaria, Anthozoa, Scleractinia, Pocilloporidae.
ACGAUAUAUUUAAGCAUGGGAAACGUUUUCUCUUAUGUUUUAAAUCGUCUCCUUGGCAAGGAGGAUGUGAGAAUUUUAAUGGUGGGCCUGGAUAAUGCGGGGAAGACGACCAUCUUGUAUAGGUUGAAACUUGAAGAGAUCGUAUCCACUGUCCCUACUUUAGGCUUUAACGUGGAAACUGUUACUUACAAGAAUAUAUCCUUUACAGUUUGGGACAUUGGAGGGCAAGACAAGAUAAGAAGCCUUUGGAGAGUUUACUUUCAAGGUACACAAGGCUUGAUAUUUGUGGUGGAUAGCGCUGACAGGGAGCGAAUCGAAGAAGCCAAAACUGAAUUGCACAAGCUUUUGGGCGAAGAACAACUAGCAAAUGUCGUACUUCUAGUCUUAGCAAAUAAACAGGACAUGCCUGAUGCUAUGGCUGCUUCUGAUGUUCGUGAAAUGCUUGGUUUAGGAAGCAUGCGAGAAAGGCCUUGGUUUGUGCAGUCCUCUUGCGCUGUGAAAGGCGAAGGUUUAUAUGAAGGACUCGAUUGGCUAGCAUCGCAGAUCAGAGCAAGAAAAAGCUGGAUUUGAGCUGAAUUGACUGUAUAAACUGCAUAAGUGUACAUCAUUUGGUUCAGUAAACUACAAGUUGUACAAAAGACAGGUGUUUCGCCCAACAAGACGGAACUGCAGAGUCUUGAAAAAGUACAAUGAGGUUUAGUGUUAGCAGGUGUUAAUAGUGCAUACUCUUGUCUCAAAGACAAUAGCAUUUUUUUCCUUUUUUGAUUUCGAAUGCAAGGUAAAAAUAGAGAGUCAGACAGAAGCUUUUGACCUUAGGUUAGUCUUAAAAUACCAACACAUUAUAAGGUCUUAAGUUUUAGGGUAAGAAAAUAUGAGUUCAGGUUAGGGGGCAUAUAUUUGGAACUACUAAACAGAAAAUAAACAUUUACUUUCAAUAAUA